Molecule: messenger RNA, 2806 nt
Organism: [Torrubiella] hemipterigena
Lineage: Eukaryota; Fungi; Ascomycota; Sordariomycetes; Hypocreales; Clavicipitaceae
Source: the annotation of a GenBank genome assembly
CCCCAGCAGCCAAAAGCUAGCAGGGGUUCAGGUCCCGCGCUAACGGGGGAAAAGGCGCUAGGCCCAAAGUGGACACGACGCAUGCCCGGUCGCGGAAGCGGGGCAUCAAUCUUCCAGGUGGCAUGGCCCGUUGCCUGGACAAGAACCAAUGUGGGCCACCAAGUAAAUAAAAGGUAUCAAUGGCGAAUAGAGGCAGGUGUGUGACGGUUCUCUUGGACUCUCUCUUUAUACAACCACCAAACUCGACAACCAAACACCAAAAAAAAUUACUUGUUUCUUCAUCUGCUACUCCUACAUUGACCUUGUUGUUUGUCUUUAACUUCGUGCCGUCUUAUUGCUUUCUCGUUUGAUGCAAGUCUUUGGAAUUAUUCGUCUUAUACACGUCCUUCACUCGCACACCUCAUCCUAAAACACUAUCUCGACCGUUGCUGAUUUUAUUCUGCUGCGUAGAAGAUAUUCGUUGGAGAGAUUUACAGAUUUUACUAUACCCCUUCCGACAAAACUAGAUCACAGUCUUACUUGGUACGAUUGCAACAUUCACAAUGGCCUCCGCCACGAUUACAACACCCAUCAAAACCCACAAGGGCCUGUUCUCUACCCGCACUGCUGGUGGACGCAUGCCCUUGACUCCCUCUCCCCGAUCUUCCCUCAACGCCAACCUCCAAUCUUCUCCCUUCACCCCCGACCAAGGCAGCAAAGAUGCUCGCCCGAGCUCCAAGUCUACCUACGGCGGUAACCUCAUGUCACACCUUGCCCGCUCUACCUCCAUCUCUUCUUCUAGCCGCCCUUCUCCGAAAUCCAACAUUGCCAAGUGUGCCCAGACCCCCCGCAAAGUCCUCGAGUUGGGAGUGUCAGACUUCACCUUGAUGGGAACUGGCCAUAAGACUCCCUCAAGUGCCAAGUCGAAAAAGGCACCUCUUCGUCAAAAGACCAGCAAGACCACAGUCAGCUACGCUGGAGAUAGAUUUAUCCCCAACCGUGCUUCUAGCUCCGCUCUCAACCACGCCGGUUCCAGCAAACUGUCCAUUUCGGAGAGACAGCGCCCCAAGACUAGUGGCGGAGAUGCCUCAUCCACGCUGUCUACUGCUGCUGACGAUGCCGUUGCCGCUCUUGAGCGACUAGACAUCAAUGAUGAGGAGACCGGUGACUACUCUCGUCCUUCUCCCAACACUGUGGCUUACCAAGAUUCUCUUGCCAGCGCUUGCGGUGUUAAGCUCAACACCAGAAUUCUCGAGUUCAAACCUGCGCCACCAGAGUCGUCUAAGCCUAUCGACCUUCGCCAGCAGUACAACAGACCUCUCCGCAACAACGCUGCCAGCUCCGCUCAGAUCCGCCGUCGCAUUGCUACUGCUCCUGAGCGUGUUUUGGAUGCCCCCGGGUUGAUUGAUGACUACUACUUGAACUUGCUCGACUGGAGCUCCGGCAACCAAGUCGCUAUUGGCCUAGAGCGUAACGUAUACGUUUGGUCCGCUGACGAAGGUAGUGUCAGCUGUCUCCUUGAGACCAACCCCGACACAUAUGUUAGCAGCGUUAAGUGGUCGGAUGAUGGUGCCUACGUUGGUGUUGGCCUUGGCACGGGCGAAGUCCAGAUCUGGGACGUCGGCGAGGGACAGAAGAUCCGCAGCAUGUUUGGCCACGACACACGUGUUGGUGUUAUGGGCUGGAGCAAGCAUCUUCUUUCUACUGGCGCCCGAAGUGGCCUCGUCUUCAACCACGAUGUCCGAGUUGCUGAGCACAAGGUUGCCGAGCUCGUUUCCCACACCUCUGAAGUAUGUGGUUUGGAGUGGCGAUCUGAUGGUGCCCAACUUGCUACUGGUGGCAACGACAACUUGGUCUCCAUCUGGGACGCUCGCUCCCUCUCUGUGCCCAAGUUCACCAAGACAAAUCACAAGGCUGCAGUCAAGGCUCUAUCCUGGUGCCCGUGGAACAUGAACCUUUUGGCCACUGGUGGAGGUUCUUACGAUCGUCACAUUCACUUCUGGAACUCUACUUCCGGUGCCCGCGUCAACAGUAUCGACACUGGCUCUCAGGUAACCUCCCUGCGCUGGAGCCCUCACUACCGUGAGAUCGUAAGCUCCAGUGGCUUCCCUGACAACUCUCUGAGCGUCUGGAGCUAUCCCACGCUAGUUCGCAACGUUGAGAUCCCUGCCCACGAGAGCCGUGUGCUGCACAGCUGCUUGAGCCCGGAUGGUCAGAUGCUGGCUACUGCCGCUGCUGAUGAAAGCUUGAAGUUCUGGAAGAUCUUCGAGAAGAAGGCCGGCACUACUGCUGGCAUUGGCAGCUCUGGAUCCUCUGCUAAAGCCGAUUUGGUAAAGCAGAUGACCAUUCGAUAAAGGCAACGGAUGCAUAUCCCAUGUUGCGGUAAGUAUGCUCUUAUCUUUCGACAGACAGCAAUGUUUCGUGGAUUGGAUUUGGUCUUUUUCAACGGUGUUAUGGAGUUAUAUGCUCUGCACGUGGCACGAAAGCGCUUCUCCACGAUGAAUGAUUUUUGGUGGUCUUGGAACAUGAGCUACGCAAGAACAAUGAUAUACUUGAACAUGGUACUCCACGGAGAACAUGUACUUCACUGAAUAUAGUUGAUAGAAGCUAGACUUGAAUUGGAAUUGUGAGGCUUCUAUGCCGAGGAUUAUAAUUAUACCAAAUGUGCUACGCUACCCUUGACAUGGCGUUCUGUGUAAAGAACACGCUAUGUGACCGUAUCAGUGUACAUGGAAUAGGUAGGGCAUCAUAAAAGAUGGUAUGAUUUGGUCGGUUUACAAAUCAUCAACUUUUGUAAAGUAACUAUGGAUUUCUAAUGGGAUCGUUC